Thamnophis sirtalis is the source of this 747-nucleotide messenger RNA. The record is from RefSeq and is a predicted model, not a curated record. NCBI's taxonomy places the organism in Eukaryota, Metazoa, Chordata, Lepidosauria, Squamata, Natricidae.
AUGCCCUACCUCACCGUGUGCAACCGGCAGCUUAGCUGGACUCUGACACUGGUGCUCGGGUAUCUCUUUUACCUCCUCCUGGGAGCCAUGGUAUUCCAGCUGCUAGAGAAGCAGGCAGAAGCCCAGAGUCGAGACCAGUUCCAAAUUAAGAAGCUUAUGUUCCUGCAAAACUAUACGUGCCUGGAUCGGCAAGCUCUGGAGCAGUUUGUGCAGGUCAUUAUGGAAGCCUGGGAAAAAGGAGUCAACCCUGAAGGAAAUUCAACCAAUCCUAGUAACUGGGACUUUAGCAAUAGUUUCUUCUUUGCUGGAACUGUGGUCACUACUAUAGGUUAUGGGAACUUGGCCCCCAGUACAGUAGCUGGACAGGUCUUCUGUGUAUUUUAUGCUUUGUUUGGGGUCCCUCUUAAUUUGGCAUUUCUUAAUCGGUUGGGGAAAGGACUCAGCACCCACCUGAUUGACCUGGACAGAUGGGUCCACAAGUCAGGGCGAGCUCAGGAGAACAAAAUAGCCAUCAAGAAUCUUGGCACUGAUCCUAGCAAGCAUUAUAUUUCAGUGUACCGAAGCUUGGCAGCAAUUUGGAUUGUUUUUGGUUUAGCCUGGCUUGCUCUGAUAUUCAACCUGGGAGCAGACCUAAUGGAGAAAUUCCUACAAUUAAAUAAGCAAAAGCCACAUCCAGAGACAACAGAAGUUACUGUUUCCAAAGGAGAAGAUAAUCCUGGUCAACCCAGGAUCCAUAUUCCCAGCUGA